Messenger RNA from Rhizophagus irregularis DAOM 181602=DAOM 197198, 201 nucleotides. The record is from RefSeq and is a predicted model, not a curated record. NCBI's taxonomy places the organism in Eukaryota, Fungi, Glomeromycota, Glomeromycetes, Glomerales, Glomeraceae.
AUGUCUUGUAACGAAAUUAAUACAAAUCAUCUCACUAUUGAAAAAUUGAAGAAACAAUUGAAGGAAUAUGGUGUUGACACAGAUAUAAGCAAUAAUAGAGUCGUAUUAGUAGAAAUUUUACAAAAUAAAUUGAACGAUGAAAUAUUACAACAAAAUAUGGGCAAUAUGGAAUCAGAUUUUUGUGAUGCAAUUAUUGCUUAA